Molecule: messenger RNA, 4992 nt
Organism: Salpingoeca rosetta
Lineage: Eukaryota; Choanoflagellata; Craspedida; Salpingoecidae
Exons: 4
Coding region: 394-4992 (1532 amino acids)
Source: RefSeq, a predicted model, not a curated record
CAGAAAACCAGGACGCACCGCUACACCACACACGCUACGCUGCAGCACGGGGGCUUGUGUUGCUGUGUUGCCAGUGCUGUGCAUUCGUUCAUCAGCAGCUAGUGAGCAAGUGGUGAGCAGAAGCAAGUCAGCCGUGGCCCGUGUGCCUUGAUUUCUGUUGAAGACUCACAGAGCCAGACACCCCAAGCUAAGCACGCAUCAGACCCAUCGCCAAGUUCCUAUACCUGAAGAUCCCCUUCGUCUGCCCCUCGUCCAAAACCAUUGUGUGCGCAUGCGUGCGUGCACAAUCAAACUCGCAAAGCCACCGCACAAGCUUCAACAGGGCUGCAAAGAGGCACUCCACCACAACCACAGUCCACAGCACAAAGCACACUUGCCAGCUGCACAGGCAGCAUGCUUCAGCCAAGUGUACUGGCGCUUGUCGUGCUCAUGCUUGGCAUGGCAGCUGCCAUCAUUCCAGGAGCGCACGCCAAGCGAGAGCUGCUGCUGCAUGAGCGCUUCGACAUGGAGACGCGCUUCAGCAUCACGCCGCCAACCGUGUUCAUGAGCAUCAAGUUCUUCCCAGAUGACAGCGGCAGGUUCCUGGUCCUCGACAAACGGGGCACCGUCUACAUCGGCCACGAAGACGACAGACCGCUACAGCUUGAACCAUACCUCAAUCUUGACAACGUGGACUUUGGGGACGAGCGUGGGUCGCUGGACAUUGAGAUUGAUCCAGCGUUCUCCACCCUUAGCAAGCAGUUUGUCUACGUCUACUACAGCCCCAUCGACCCGGAGCAGUUUCGCGUGUCUCGGUUCGUCCACGUGGAAGGGCCUGGCCACCUCAGCAGCAAGGCCGACCCACACUCAGAGACGGUCAUCUGGCGCGACGCGCUGGGGUACCCUGGCAAGUUCCACUACGGUGGUGCGCUGCUCUUUGGCCCAGACCAGCAAUACCUCUACCUCACCUCUGGCGACAAGACCAAAGCAGAUUGGGCACAGGACAUCUGGAGGACCACGGGCUGCGUGUUUCGGUUCGACCGCGACGGAAACCCACACCCAAACAACUUUGGCCUCACCUUUGAUGGCAAGGGGGGCGUGGAGGACACCAUGUUUGCCUACGGCCUGCGAAACGGCUUUCGUGCCACCUGGGACAUUCCCGAUCCCGUGGCAGCCGCUCCACCUCCCGCAUCACCGACCAACCCCAACGCCAACGCCACCACCACCGCCGCCGCCGCCGCCGCGACCACUGCAGGAAGCAGCAGCAACAGCAACAACAACAACACCACCAACACCAACAACAGUAGCGACAACAACAACAACAGUAGCGACAGCAAAAGUGCAAGUGAUAACACUGGCAGCCAACAGCUGCCAUAUGCACCAAGGUUGCUCGUGGGUGAGGUUGGUGGCAACAAUCAACCCCUGUCAUGGGAGGACAUCCAUGUGGUGGAGAAUGGGGCGAACAUGGGCUGGCCACUGUGCGAAGGAGCGUGCGACAACCCCGAUUUCAGCAUGUCGUGCACGUGUCGCAAGCACGCAAACCCGCUCUUCUCGUACCCGCACGCUGGCACCAACGCGGCCGUCGUGCUUGGGCCCGUCUACCGUGGUGAUGAGUUUCCGCAGCAGUUCCGCAACAACAUCUUCUUUGCAGACUACGCGAGGGAGGAGAUGUGGCGACUGCAGCUCAACCCAAGCACGGGUGCCGUGGAGGAGGUGGCGCUGUUUGCAAAGGACGUCGGGGAGAUCACCCACAUCACACAGGGGCCGGACGACAUGCUCUGGCUCACCACGAGUCGUGGCCAGAUCAAGCGCCUCACAUACGACGAGGGCCACUUGCGGCCCGAGAUUGUUACUGCGCAGGCGAGCGUUGUCACGGGCAUGGCGCCCAUGCAAGUUGACUUUACCGCGUACGCCGUGCACCAGCAGGCAAACAUGACGCUGUCGUACCGGUGGUCGUUCAACGACGGCACGGCCGAUGAGUUUGCUGCAAACGUCACCCACCUGUUCCGCCGCGAGGGGGAGUUCCACGUGCAGCUGCGCGUCACGGACAGCGAGUACCGCACGACCGCCCUGGCCAAGGCCAUCACCAUCGCCGUUGGCCAAGCGCCCACUGCACGCAUCGUCUCCCCCGUCAACGGCUCCACGUUUGUGGCGCUAGACAUCAUCAGGGUCGUUGGCGUGGGCACCGACGACAAUGCACUCACGGAGGACAACUUCUCGUGGAACGUCAGGUUCUUGCACGAUGACCACUUCCACCCCGUCGAGUCUGGUAUCAAGGGCCGCGCGUUCUCCUUCCAGGUCGCAGACACGGGCCACACGUACGAGGGGCGCACGGGCCUGGAGCUCGAGCUCACUGUCACAGACAACGCCGGCCUGUCCAGCACCACCAGCGUGGCCAUCUUCCCAAAGAAGGUGGAUGUCAUGUUUGACACCAGCCCCGAGGGUGCUGCGCUGUACGUGGACGGCCUGCCACGUGUCACGCCCUUUGUCCUGGACACGCUUGUGGGCUUCCAGCACCCCGUUCGCGCGCCCGACAUGUCUUGCGUGGAGGACACGAUGAACAAGUUUGAUACGUGGGACCACACCCCGGUGCGCGACUGGCUGCUGGUGGUGGGCGAGGAUGAGGCUGGGCACAGCUUCCAGGCGCACUUCGAGCCCGCACCCUGCGAGGGCUCCACGGGCAUUCCCGUGCGAGAUGGCCUCGUUAUGCACCUCGCCUCUGAUGCCGGCGUGUACACACAGCCAGACACGGCCCGGCUGCGCCUGUGGACGGACCAGGUUGGUGACAACAACCUGAACCGCAUCCAGGGCACGCCCGUGCUUGUGCGCGAUGGCGGGCCCAACGACUCCCCGUACGUGCUGUUUGACGGCGACGGCGACGCCUUGUACCGGGAUGGGUUUGUUGGCCUGCCGCUCAACACGCGCGACCGCACGCUUGUGACGGUGGUGCGCUACGAGUCUCCGGGUUACGGUGGCGUGGUGUAUGGCUCGCCGGACUGCAACGGCGCUUUUGGCGCGGGCGUGUCGCCGCACACCCCUGGGCGCCUGUCCAUGCGCGGCUACUGCGGCCGGGCCACCAUUGAUGCCAACCGCGUGGCGCAAGACGAGGGCUGGCUCAUCCACACCGUUGUCCUGGACAGCAACCACGUGUGGAUGUAUGCCAACGGCGAGGCGGUGACGAACAAGGCAAUGGUGAUGCGCACGCGCGGAAGCGAGGACGACAGCCGCUUUGUGGUUGGCGCGGACAUUGACCUGAGUAGCCACGUGCGCAUGGGCGUGGCGCAUGUGCUGCUGUACGACCGCGCCCUCACGGAAGCCGAACUGCAAGACGUGCACGCGUACCUGGUGAAAGAAUACCUGUCGGGGCUGGACGACCUUGUUCGCCUGUCUGUGCCCAUCCCGCAGCACGGCAAGCGCUACAUUGUCGGCUACGUGCAGCUCGACUGGGUGGUGACGGUGGCGGAGGACAGUCCCAGCGCCCCAAAUCCAGACGAGCUGGUGGUGGUCAUCUCCCUCAACGGCGGCGCUGCUGUCGUCAGCAGCUUCUUGCAGAGCUCCCUUCCACUCUUCUACCUGCCGGUUGGCGCGCACACGAUUGACAUUGCGGUUGCGCCUGCAUCUGCAGCGACCCCUGCAUACUUUUUUCCUUCGGCCGAAGCCACUGCUGUUGGCACGGCACGCGCCGCAGACGUGUCAUCUGCAGCAGGAGGAGCAGGGGCAGCUGGCUUGUCAUCGUCAUCAGCAUCAUCAGCGGAUGCUGUGGGUGCCGACCUGGGCACGGUGGACGGCAUCCCUCUGCCGUCGCUGCACAUUGAGUUUGAUGUUGCACUUGGGCCGUACGUGGCAGACGACACGUUUGUAGUUGAGCGGCGGGCAAGCGCGCUACUGCGCGUUCUUGACAACGACAUUGCGCUGUACGGCCAGCCUCCGCUUGACGUGAGCAGCAUCAGCAUUGUGGACAGCCCAAACCUGGGCACCCUGCAGUUGACGGAGAGCGGUGAGCUUGUUUACAACAACCUGCGUGGCAGUGAUGGCGACGUGGACACGUUUUCGUACACGCACCUCCACAUCCUCCACCACAUCCUCCACCACAACAACUACAACUACAACUACAACUACAACUACAACUACAACUACAACUACAACUACAACCACGACCACAACUACAACUACAACCAUGACCACAACUACAACUACAACCACGACCACAACUACAACUACAACUACAACUACAACUACAACUACAACCAUCACGACGACGGCGACGACCACAACCACAAUCAGAGCGCCCAAGACCUCUCUGCAGCCACCCCCUCCAGCGUGAUUGCAGCGCCGGACAAGACCGUGUACGGCUGGCUCGACGCAUCUGCGGGCGGAUACGUGGCCACGGCGCGAACACCAGACGUUCGCUUCGAACACGACGCCAGCGUCCCACACCUGUCGUUCUCCGGGUCUGGCGGGCUGCAGGUUGCUGGGCCGUUGCGGGGCCUCCCGCUUGAUAACAGACCGCGCACGCUGAUGGCCGUGGUGCGAUACUGGUCACCAGCAAAAGGCGCUGUUGUGUACGGCAAGCGCAAGUGCGGGGCGACGUUUGGGCUUGGCGCGGCAGCGGCCGUGGCCCGAGCAGGGCGGUGGCAGACUAGCACGCUGAGGACGGUGGGGGCGCUGGUGCCGUCCGUGCGUACGCGGUGCAACGACAUGGUGUCGGGAGCGGCGUUUGGCAUGGGCGAGUGGGUGGUGCAGUCGGCGAUGGUGGUUGGGCCGACGGUGUUCCAGACGCUUGGGCACGACGUUGUCGGUGUCGGACUGAACACGUUGAAGACGGGCGAUGGGUCGCUGUUCAUUGGGCAGGAUAGCGUGAGUCAGCAACACCCGGUGGUGGACAUUGCGGCGGUGGUGCUGUUUGACCGGGCGCUGAACGUGGACGAGUAUUCGUUUAUGGUGGAGUACCUGCGGUGGAAGUAUCUCAAUCAGGAGCCAGACGCAGACAAGGUGCUGUCAUAUCUGACAUGA